Molecule: messenger RNA, 1155 nt
Organism: Salvia splendens (bonfire salvia)
Lineage: Eukaryota; Viridiplantae; Streptophyta; Magnoliopsida; Lamiales; Lamiaceae
Exons: 3
Coding region: 1-1155 (384 amino acids)
Source: RefSeq, a predicted model, not a curated record
AUGGAGCGCGAAGCGAGGGAGCAGACUAGGAACAUACUCGCCGCGAGCAGCCUCGACAACACCCAAGGCCUCGCCGCUCUCACCCUCGCUCACUCCCUCUCUGGCUGCCUCGAUGACACCCUCGCCUUCUCCAACAACUUCAACGACACCCUCGCGCUCGCCCUCGAUGACAUCCUCGGCCUCAAACACAAACUCAAAAUCGACAGCCUGGAUAAUCUAGUUUUCAAAUUGUGGCAGAUCAACCUCGGGCUCGGGCUCGGGCUGAGGCUCAGGCUCGGGCUCGGGAGGACCCUCGUCUGGUUCAAGAUCAAUUACAUCUUGCUCCACGGGUGGAACCAGCACAGGUGCAUUAUCAACCAACACUUCAUUGUUGAAAAUGGGAGGGAAAAGAUCAUCCAAAUCUUCCAAGGCAGGAUUGGGAGAGAAAAAGGUCGUCCAAAACCCCACCAAAAGGGAGAGCAAAAAGAUCACUUAGUGCUGCAAAAUCAGGAUCCCGAUCUAGCGGUGGAACCAUAUUGGGGAGAGAAAGUUUCACCAACUCAUUCACACAUAUCAAAUCAAAUUCCAUUCCAUAACAUCACCAAAAAAAAGAAAGAAAUAUUAAUGGGAGAAGGCAGAAGAAGCCGCAAGAAAUGCUUAGCAUACGUCGCAGCAUUCAUAGUGUUCCAAACAGCCGUCAUUUUGGUCUUCGCUCUCACAGUUAUGAAGAUCAAAAGCCCGAAGGUGAGGUUCAACGCUAUGGUUGUCGAAAGCUUCAGCUCCAGCAACAGCACCGCCACUUCCAUCAACAUGAAGCUUCUCGCUCAGCUCACCAUUAAAAACACCAACUUUGGUCAUUUCAAGUAUGACGAGAGCACCCUCGUCAUACUGCACAAGGGUGUGCCACUCGGGGAGCAUGUUAUCCCCAAGGGGCGCACCAAGGCCAAGAAAACACAGAAGUUUGAGAUCUCCGUGGAUGUGAGCACGGCUAGGGGAUCGGGUCCUGAAUUGAGAAAUGAGAUCAAUUCUGGGAUUUUGAAGCUCAGCAGCCAAGCAAAAUUGAGUGGGAAGGUGCAUUUGUUUAAGGUUAUCAAGAAGAAGAAAUCUGGGGAAAUGAAGUGUGAUUGGGACAUUAAUUUGGGCACUAGGCAGGUGGAAAAUUUGAACUGCAACUGA